AUGAAAUUCUCCAACAUCAUUGCAGUUCUUUCUGCAUCAAUUGCAUCAGUUUCAGCCUACCAAACCACAGGAAAGGAGACGGUUGACAUUUUGGUUGACUACAGCAUUAAAGAAACCCCAGAAGUGACAAAGAAUGACGUGGCCAGUUGGACCAAUGGGGAAGAGAUUACCAUUCAAUACACCCUAAGCAAUAAUGAAGAGACUGAGAUUUCCAUUAUUGGUGUCACUGGUCAAUUCUUGAACCCAGUCACUAAAGAGGCUGUGACAAACUUGACUCAAGGAAGAAUUGGACCCGUUCAAGUUGCUGCUGGUCAAUCAGCAAGAUUUGAACAAACCGUCGCGGUCAAUUUGGUUCCAAAUAACUAUGAAUUGGUGCCACAAGUCUUUAUUGUCCAAGGUGAAUUAGUCAAGGUUAUUCCCUGUCGUGGUCAGUUGGCUUCUGUUCUUGAUAAAGCCAUUUCUUUUUUCGAUCCAAGAUUGAUCUUUUUGGAAGUCGUCUUGUUGGCAUCUUUUGCUGGUUUGCUCUACUUGGCUUAUCAGAUCUGGGGCAAGAACUAUAUUCAAGGAACAGCACCCGUCGUUAAGACUAAAAAGAGUGUCAAAUCGCCUUCUCCUGUUGCCACUUCUUCCUCAGCUGGCUCAUCAACUGGAGCUGGAUACGAUGUUAAUUGGCUUCCAGAAGGUCACUUGAAGCAGAAGAAGACCAAGAAGGUAGCAUGA
Lodderomyces margitis is the source of this 720-nucleotide messenger RNA. RefSeq names its product IRC22. The record is from RefSeq and is a predicted model, not a curated record. The transcript has a single exon. The coding region runs from base 1 to 720 and encodes 239 amino acids. Gene Ontology annotation, cellular component: endoplasmic reticulum membrane; endoplasmic reticulum. Lineage: Eukaryota; Fungi; Ascomycota; Pichiomycetes; Serinales; Debaryomycetaceae.